AGUGUGGGAGGUGCCCUGUGCAGGAGGAAGGCUGUUUGUAGCCACACUGGUAACAGGGAUCCUUGGAGAAAGGUGAUCCUCUUGUAGAGAUAAUGAAUAGCCAAGGGAGAAUCAGUCCUGGAACUGCAGCAGAAGAGAGAAGCUGCCCCUGGCUGAACAUCUGGGUCUUCCUUAUUUUUGUCCUUCCAAUCAAAGCUGCCCUUGUGACCAUCUGCCUUGUGGUGGUUCCCUUCAGCCACAGCAGUGACCAGCCCUCAGCCCUGCAGCAGCAGUUCUCAAAGUGGGAGUGCAACUCAGCGGUGCCACAAGGCACAGAGCGAGGCUGGACGUGCUGCCCAAAGGGCUGGAGAAGGUUUCAAAGAAGCUGCUAUUUCCUGUCCCUUGAUAGGAUGAAUUGUGCUGAGAGUGUACAGAACUGCACUGGGAUGGGCUCCCAGCUGGUGGUGAUCACCAGCAAGGCAGAGCAGGAAUUCCUCUACAAGCAGAAAACUCCAUCCACAAAAAGAGAUAAUAUCUACAUUGGUCUUUUAAAGGACACAGUGGUCCAGUGGCAAUGGGUAGACAAGACUCCGUACAAUGGGACACCAAUGUUCUGGCGACAAGGAGAACCAAGUGAUAACCUUGAUGAGAACUGCACAGUAAUGCAUGUGCCUGAAGGAAAUCUGAAUAACUGGAAUAACGUCAAACCAUAUACGAUGCAUCAUCGAAUUUGUGAAGCUGCAGCAGUAAUUGUGUGAUGGAAAUAUCCCUGUCCUGAGUAAAGCUGGGAGCUGAGCAGGCAGCUGGGAACAGCACUGGCUGUGCUGGGAACAGUGGGGAGCUCUGACACAUCUUCACUGUGUGGGGUGGGACCAUGUGUGUGGAAGUGCAGUGAGCUUUGUCCAGCAUCCCCAGUGCACGUGGUGGCUCAGGGAACACAGAGAGGCUCAGGCUCUUUGAAGCAGGUCCUGCGUUCUUUUGUCUUCUUCUUUCUGAAUGGCUCCAGGAGCCUGUGGCAGAAAAGAGAUGGACUUCUCCAGGAGGAAGGCAGAGGAAUGGAAGACAGAUAUCUAGAGAUUCAAUAUCCUUUGCCUCCUUGAGCAGAGCAGUUUGCUUUUUGUUGAGUCACAUGCAAAAUGUUCUCUAGCUGUACUGCUUUUACUGAACAACUUCUGAAAUCUUAGACAGGAGAAAAUACAAUAUCACAGCAAUGAAAAAAGA
Messenger RNA from Taeniopygia guttata (zebra finch), 1200 nucleotides. RefSeq names its product C-type lectin domain family 4 member E. Lineage: Eukaryota; Metazoa; Chordata; Aves; Passeriformes; Estrildidae. The record is from RefSeq and is a predicted model, not a curated record.